CCUUUAGCUAGAAUGUUCAUAUGUUCUGACAGCAAUUUCUUGUACAACUUCUGACAGUGUGUUAGCAGCGCACUUACACACUGCCGAGCAGUAAAGCUGUUAAAGUUGUUGAGAGCGAGUUUGUAAUGAAGCCUUGAAAGGGCCAUUGCUGUCUGAUUUCAAACUUCUCCAAGGACCAUUUCUAGCAGAAAUGGCAGAGAGGAUAAAUAACUUCCCUCCACUCCCCAAGUUUAUUCCUCUGAAACCAUGCUUCUACCAGAAUUUUGUUGAUGAAAUUCCCAUAGACUAUCAGAAUCUGGUGAAAAGAAUUUACCACUUGUGGAUCUUUUACUGCAUCACAUUAGUGGUGAAUCUAAUUGGUUGCCUGGCCUGGUGGAUUGGUGGCGGUUCUGGUGUCAAUUUUGGCUUGGCCAUCCUUUGGCUUGUUCUCUUCAGCCCCUGCAGUUACGUAUGCUGGUUCCGACCUGUAUACAAAGCUUUUCGGUCCGACAGCUCUUUCAAUUUUAUGGCCUUCUUCUUCAUCUUUGGUGCCCAGUUUGUUCUGACGUUCAUACAAGCAAUCGGCAUCUCCGGCUGGGGAGCAUGUGGAUGGUUGGCAGCCAUUACCUUUUUCAGUACCAGUGUCGCAGCUGCUGUGUUCAUGCUGUUUCCAGCCAUAAUGUUUACAAUGUCUGCUGUGGCAAUGUCCUUCUAUCUCCUAAGGGUAAAUAAAAUUUACCGAGGGGCUGGAGGGAGCUUUCAGAAAGCCCAGGAUGAAUGGAACAGCGGCACAUGGAGGGACCCUCCGAGCAGGGAAGCUCAGUACAAUAACUUUUCCGGAAACAGUCUGCCACAGUACCCCACCGUGCCCAACUAUCCCACAGGAAGUCAAUGGCCUUAAGCAGCAACAGCUGUCAAACUGCCUGGAUUAUCUUUUUUGUGCAUAUGUGUGUGUGCGGUCUCAUUUUUUAUUAUUUGAAAAGAUCAUUUGGUUUUUCCUGUCAUUUUGAGGGUUUUUUAAUCCCCUCCUCCCCAGGACUGCAGAAAAUCUGUGCACGCAGCCCGUGCUGCCUCCAGGGCCUUGCACAUCUCUGUUGAACAUUUUAUUUUGUGCACAGUUGCCAGUAUUUGCCCUGCUGCAGGCCGAGGGACUAUUCGCUGCCCUUGCUCGGGGGCAUCCUUCAGUGAUCAGUGCAUGGAAAAGGCUGAUUUUUCCCCUCUGCCAAGAACACUUUAAGUUGCUCUUUCUCCUGCCCUCCCUCUCCUCCUUAGAUGCACAGCGCGCCGCUGCGCUCUUCCUGCUGCCAAGCAGGGGACACAAUCGAAAAUGGGCGUCGGCUGACAUCUCCUGAUGAACUAUCUGGAAUUUCUGUUUCUCUCACUUCGAGAAACAUCUCGUCUGUUUUAUUUUGUGCUAGUACAACUGAAAUUGGUUGCCAGGGCUCCCUUCCUGCUCGGAAAACCUUUGAAGGUCUGUGACCUUCUCUUAAGUUCUCUGUAGUGAGAGAUGCUUGGCCUAAGGCUGCCCACUGCGAGGGAGUGGUGAUCAGAUGCAGAGUCCUGCGCAGGCACCACUCGGCUGGUGAGGUGUCCUCCUAAUAGGACUCUUGUUUUCCCCACCCCCAAAAGUUUGGGGUUUUUUAAUGCUAGGAUCCACAUGCUUUGAGAGCAGGGGCUCACCUCGCGGUCUGUUACCCUCACUUGCUAAUGGCCCGAAUGAAAGCCUGGUGGAAUCACUGACUUCAAUGGGCUUUGGCUCCGACUGCAUCCGUAAAAUUCACUCUUAUGUAACUAGCCAGCGUAACACCUGGCGCCAUUUAAAUCCCACUGACGCAGCGUCUAGGUGUUUGUGCUGGCACCGAGUAUCGUCUCCCUCCUGCUUGCAUCUCAUCCCACUGACACCCGCGUGGUGGACAGGAGCUUCUGGCUAGGGCUCUUCAGCCAGGUGCUGGAGAACGUGUCUAAAUCUGAAUACUAAGACCAACCUGUGUGAGCAGGGAGGAACUUCCUUAAAACUGAUGGCUUAAUCCUGACUUACUCAGAUCUGAGCCAUGGCAGAACCCCCGCGUUUCUUAUGCUGGUGAGUUGUUUUCCUGCUCCGUGUCACCUACGACUUGUAAACUGCCCUUUAUUUAGUCCUGCAGGACCACAGCCCAUGCAUGCAGCCAGUUUACUAGGGUGUGAAGAGCUCUCCUCUCCACUUUAGCGUGUGGGCAGCGUGGUGGGAUCAUUUUUCCUUGGGAAGGAUAAAGG
Pelodiscus sinensis (Chinese soft-shelled turtle) is the source of this 2232-nucleotide messenger RNA. It is a transcript of the gene SCAMP4, whose product is annotated as secretory carrier membrane protein 4. The record is from RefSeq and is a predicted model, not a curated record. Gene Ontology annotation, cellular component: recycling endosome membrane; trans-Golgi network membrane. Gene Ontology annotation, biological process: protein transport. Lineage: Eukaryota; Metazoa; Chordata; Testudines; Trionychidae.